Messenger RNA from Tachysurus vachellii, 1795 nucleotides. It is a transcript of the gene shmt1, whose product is annotated as serine hydroxymethyltransferase 1 (soluble). Gene Ontology annotation, cellular component: nucleus; cytoplasm; cytosol. Lineage: Eukaryota; Metazoa; Chordata; Actinopteri; Siluriformes; Bagridae. The record is from RefSeq and is a predicted model, not a curated record. The transcript is spliced from 12 exons. Bases 162 to 1610 code for a protein of 482 amino acids. Gene Ontology annotation, biological process: protein homotetramerization; purine nucleobase biosynthetic process; folic acid metabolic process. Gene Ontology annotation, molecular function: zinc ion binding; pyridoxal phosphate binding; mRNA regulatory element binding translation repressor activity.
UGGCGGAUAGACACGCCCAUCAGUCGAUGUGCACGCGCACUGUCAAUAAAUUUGCCUCUUUUUUUUCCUCUCCAAACUUUCCUGGACUUUGAAUCCCGUCUUCAUUGCCUCAGAAUCACGUAUAAUCCCUGCAUCUACUUUUCCUCCGAGUGGUAAAGAAAAUGGCACAGAAUGGUGGUUCUGUUGACAAGGAUACGUGGGAGUCUCACAACAGGAUGCUGCAGGAACCGCUCAGCACCAACGACCCUGAGGUAUUUGAGAUCAUAAAGAAGGAGAAGAAGAGACAGACGAACGGUUUAGAGCUCAUUGCAUCCGAGAACUUCACAAGUCGCGCUGUUUUGGAGGCUCUGGGCUCGUGUAUGAACAACAAAUAUUCAGAAGGAUAUCCUGGCCAGAGAUACUACGGUGGCACGGAACAUGUGGACGAACUGGAGCGUCUCUGUCAGCAAAGAGCGUUGAAGGUUUAUGGUCUUGACCCAGAGAAAUGGGGCGUAAAUGUGCAGCCUUAUUCUGGGUCACCGGCCAACUUUGCUGUGUACACAGCAGUAGUGGAGCCUCAUGGCAGGAUCAUGGGUCUGGAUCUCCCUGAUGGUGGCCAUUUGACCCAUGGGUUUAUGACGGACAAGAAAAAAAUUUCCGCCACCUCCAUUUUCUUUGAAUCUAUGCCAUACAAGGUUAACCAAGAGACUGGUUACAUAGAUUACGACCGACUGGAGGAAAAUGCUCGUCUGUUCCACCCAAAACUGAUCAUUGCAGGUACCAGUUGCUACUCGCGUAACCUGGAUUACAUUCGGCUGCGUAAGAUCGCCGAUGAGAACGGAGCUUACCUGCUAGCUGACAUGGCACACAUAAGUGGACUGGUUGCAGCCGGAGUGAUUCCCUCCCCGUUUGAUCACUGUGAUAUUGUUUCUACGACUACCCAUAAGACCCUGAGGGGCUGCAGAGCAGGAGUCAUCUUUUACAGGAAAGGUGUGCGCAGUGUGGAUGCAAAAACAGGGAAGGAAACACUUUACAACCUGGAGAGUUUGAUCAAUCAGGCUGUGUUUCCUGGGCUGCAGGGUGGACCUCAUAACCACGCCAUUGCAGGAGUGGCUGUAGCGCUGAAGCAGGCCAUGACUCCUGAGUUCAAGGUCUACCAGUUACAAGUGCUGGCAAACUGCAAGGCUUUGGCAGCGGCUAUGAUGGAAAAGGGCUACAAAAUUGUCACCGGUGGUUCUGACACUCAUCUUAUCUUGGUUGACCUUCGUCCAAACGGAACUGAUGGCGGAAGAGCAGAGAAGGUGCUGGAGGCCUGCGCUAUUGCAUGUAACAAGAAUACCUGCCCAGGUGAUAAGAGCGCCUUGCGCCCAAGCGGUGUCCGUUUAGGUUCUCCUGCUCUCACGUCACGAGGGCUAGUGGAAGAGGAUUUCCGCUUGGUUGCGGAAUAUAUCCACAGAUGCAUUCAGUUAACUGUUGAGAUCCAGACAAGCAUGAACCCCAAAGCCACUUUGAAGGAGUUCAAGGACAAAUUGGCUCAGGAUGAAAACUACCAAAAGAGAAUAAAGGAAAUCCGGGAUGAAGUCGAGGCUUUCGCUGAAAAAUUCCCCAUGCCUGGAUUGCCUGUGCUAUAAGUCUCUAAUCCUCAUAUUCUGUUCUUGUCCUUGUGCUUUACCUGCGAUAUCCAAUCAAGUCGACCACACAUCGUAUAUUACGAAUAGAUCUGCUCAAGCAUUCGACCAAAAUGAACACGCUGAAUUGUAUAUGACUGGGAAAAUAAAGCAAAUCAGUGGAAAAUAAAAGUAAAUUGAAUAGAAAA